This is a messenger RNA of Amphimedon queenslandica, 1207 nucleotides long. Its product is annotated as retinol dehydrogenase 13-like. The record is from RefSeq and is a predicted model, not a curated record. NCBI's taxonomy places the organism in Eukaryota, Metazoa, Porifera, Demospongiae, Haplosclerida, Niphatidae. The transcript has 2 exons. Bases 38 to 1027 code for a protein of 329 amino acids.
UCUGCUCUAAAAAGGCGUGUCCACUCCCAGGAUAAUUAUGGCUUUUCAGUUCUCUCGCCUUAAUACCUCUACUAUGAGGACAGUUCUCCUUUGUUCUGGUGUUGCUGUGGUUGGUUUGGCUGCUUUUAGGUACUUCUAUGUCAUUGGGAGGUCGUGUACUAGCAAGAAACGUCUGGAUGGUAAGACGGCCAUUGUGACAGGAGGGAAUACAGGGAUUGGUAAAGAAACAGCCAUUGAUCUAGCAAAGAGAGGAGCUAGAGUCAUAGUUGCUUGCAGAGACGAGAAAAGAGGCAGUGAUGCUGUGCGGGAUAUCAAGGCAGCCAGCAAGAGCGAGGAAGUGAUGAUGAAAAAGCUUGAUUUGGCUUCCCUUGCUUCUGUACGUCAGUUCAGUGAAGAGAUACUUCAAGAAGAGAGUCACAUUGAUCUACUCAUCAAUAAUGCUGGGGUCAUGUUAUGCCCGUAUCGUCUCACAGAGGACGGGUUUGAAAUGCAGUUUGGUACCAACCACUUGGGACACUUCCUAUUAACUAAUCUAUUAUUAGAUUGUAUUAAAGAAUCAGCUCCAUCUCGUAUUGUAACUGUUUCCUCUGCUGCCCAUUAUCGUGGAUCUCUUAAUUUCGAUGACAUGAUGUGGGCCAAUGGUGGCUAUAGCACGGUAGACUCCUAUCACAGAAGCAAGCUUGCUAAUGUUAUGUUCAGCAGGGAACUGGCCAAGAGACUGGAAGGUACUGGUGUAUCUACUUAUUCACUACAUCCUGGUGUCAUCAAUACUGAGCUGACACGACACAUGGUUGCUGGUUGGAAAAUUAUAUUUGCUCCUUUGCUAUACACUCUGAUGUGGUUUCUCACAAAGACUCCAAAGCAAGGGGCUCAAACUACACUCCAUUGUGCAGUGUCAGAGGAAGCUGAAGGUAUUACAGGCAAGUACUGGUCUAAUUGUGCUGUCAAAAAGCCUAACAAGCUGGCUCUUAUUGAUGAAGAUUGCACAAAGCUUUGGGAGUAUAGCACUGAGCAAGUCAAACUGUGAUCUUUAAAGACAACUAGCAGAUUAUUUCUUUAGCUAUUUUUGUAGUUCUGAACGUAUAAAUUAUAAUUCAAUGGAGGAUAUGAAUAUUUGUUUGAUCUACUACUAAGCAAAGCUAGCAUUUUCAUAUUUCUAUGUAUUUCUGUGGAGCCCUUUUUCAUUGUAAUAAUCUGCUAAUCUGUA